AUGAGAUAUGUUCACUGUGACAUAAAACCCGAUAACAUCUUAAUUGUCGACGGAAAAGCGAAGAUCGCCGAUUUCGGUCUUACUACGAGGGAAGGAGAGGAAUCCACCAAUGGAUACAUAAGGGGAACGCCGCUGUAUGUGGCUCCCGAGUCUGCUUCAAGGUAUGAGUACAAUGCAACGGCAGACAUUUGGGCUUUAAGAUGCUCGGUGUCGGAAAUGGCUUCCGACCAACUACCUUGGCUCAAUGUCGAGGAUUUUGACUAUGGAAUUUGGCCUCUGUUGUUUCGAAUCGGGUGCAACGAUGAGUUGUCGCAGAUCCCCCAGAGAUGUCGGAGGAGGGUAAAGAUUUUCGUCGUUGUUGCUUCUAGAAAGAUCCAAACAAAUUCUGUUUGGUUACUCAUUGGCCAAUUCAGUAAUUCCACUUACUCCUCCGAGAACUUUGAAACAACUGGAUUCAUUUUCGAUUUUAGAUGCGGUGAGAGAGAUGAUGAGAGGAUUGGCCACACUAAAAAACUGUCAGAUUGGGCGAACACUUUGUCGGAGAAGGAGGAGGAGGAGGAGGGAGGAUGGUUUACUGUGAGGGAGAAGAACUCGAGUGGUAGAAUUCAAGAAGAGAUUGUUCAGCCCGAAGAGUCUCUUUCUUAUGCUUGA
This is a messenger RNA of Phalaenopsis equestris, 651 nucleotides long. Its product is annotated as mitogen-activated protein kinase kinase kinase 3-like. The transcript is spliced from 2 exons. Bases 1 to 651 code for a protein of 216 amino acids. The record is from RefSeq and is a predicted model, not a curated record. Gene Ontology annotation, molecular function: ATP binding; protein kinase activity. Gene Ontology annotation, biological process: protein phosphorylation. Lineage: Eukaryota; Viridiplantae; Streptophyta; Magnoliopsida; Asparagales; Orchidaceae.